Molecule: messenger RNA, 1658 nt
Organism: Anoplophora glabripennis (Asian longhorned beetle)
Lineage: Eukaryota; Metazoa; Arthropoda; Insecta; Coleoptera; Cerambycidae
Product: melanization protease 1-like
Exons: 6
Coding region: 182-1432 (416 amino acids)
Biological process (GO): proteolysis
Molecular function (GO): serine-type endopeptidase activity
Source: RefSeq, a predicted model, not a curated record
UCUAGCACCUUCUUAAAUACCUGUUACGAAUUUGCCGAAAGAUAAUUUAAAUGCCCUAUUAAGGGAUUACCACCCUACCUUUGCAAAUCGGAAUUUACCUGUUACUUACAAGUGUAUUUGUAAUUCAGUAAAUAGAAUCAGUUCAUACCGAUAGGUGUAACAAGGUGAAUUGGUUUUUAAAAUGACGUCUGUUGUGUAUAAUAUUUACUACGUGAUUUUUUUGAGCGUGUGGGUUGGACACAUUCUUGCCGGAGGACUUCUUAUAAAUUUCCCAUCAAUUUGUGAAAGAAGGGGACAAAUAUGUAUCGAAAUAAGGAAAUGUCCGUUUUUUGACGACCUACUCAACAGGAGUUCCAUACCUCGACCGAGAAGCGUCAUAGAAAAAAUUCGUGAAAACCAUUGCUGGCUCGUUAACAACACCCCCUAUGUGUGUUGCGACAAACCCACACCACCACCACCGCCGCCGCCAUCUACAACGCUACCACCACCACCACCACCAACACCACCACCAACACCACCUCAACUACAUAGGGAAGAGAGGGAUGACAUGUUGACUAACAUAUUCGAUGCUCUCGACAAUGAAGUCAGCAAACAUAAAAAUUUCAAUUUGCUGAGGAACGACAUAUGUGGACCAAUUUACACAGAUUUCAGGAUAACUGCUGGGAAGAAAACGGCGCUUGGCGAAUUUCCGUGGAUGGCUCUGAUUGCUUAUCACACAGAUAACGGUUUGGAUUUUAGAUGCGGGGGAACUGUUAUAAAUGAGAGAUAUGUGCUCACUGCAGCCCAUUGUAUAUUGAGUUCCAGCAUAGUUGGGGUAAGGUUGGGGGAGCAUAAUUUGAAAACCAUAAAAGACUGCGACACGGACAGAAAUGAAUGCGCGCCUCCAACUCAAGAUUUCUAUAUCGAGGACGUAAAAAUACACCCGCUUUAUAAUUCCAAGACGUUCAACAAUGACAUUGCUUUGAUCAGAUUGGCAACUCCGGCCAAUUUCAGUUUUUCCAAUGUUCAACCCAUAUGUUUACCGUCAAAUGAGUUCGAUACGAUUGGAAAAAAUGCCAUAGUAUCGGGAUGGGGAGUUACAGAAACUGGUUUCAAGAGUUCAGAGCUAUUGAAGGUGUCUGUUCCAGUAUUACCAAUAGCGAUAUGUCAACGGAACUACAAGAGGUUCGCGACCAUCACCUCCAACCAGAUCUGCGCCGGGGGUUACAAGGGAAAAGACUCAUGCGGGGGCGACAGCGGAGGACCCCUGAAAUACAUGGGACUCAUUGAAGGUACACCCAGAUUUAUUCAAUACGGGAUUGUGUCUUACGGUCCUAGGCACUGCGGUACUGACGCACAACCCGGCGUAUACACCAAAGUGUCUAAAUAUUUGGAGUGGAUUCUGGAUAAUCUGAGGCCAAACGAAGACGAAGACGAAGCGCAGCUUGAUUAAGACGAAGUGCACCUGGAUUGAAGAUGAAGUGCAGCUUGAUUAAAACGAAGUGCACCUGGAUUGGAGACGAAGUGCACCUUAAUUAAACCAUCCCCAAUUUAUUUCCAUAUAUUUCCAUAAUUUAUUUGUAAAUAGUUAACAUAGCUUUAUAUAGAUGUAUAUUUUGUUGUGAUACGUACUUGUAAAUUUAUAUUAAUAAAUAUUUAAGAGUGACUUUACAGAGAAA